Daucus carota subsp. sativus is the source of this 2011-nucleotide messenger RNA. RefSeq lists its product as uncharacterized. The transcript has a single exon. The coding region runs from base 139 to 1872 and encodes 577 amino acids. The record is from RefSeq and is a predicted model, not a curated record. Lineage: Eukaryota; Viridiplantae; Streptophyta; Magnoliopsida; Apiales; Apiaceae.
AAUGAUGUACUUCCAGGCCCCAGACACUGGAGAGUGGGACAACUCAUUUUCUGCUAUAAAUUAUUCUGCUGGUACCAACUCUGUGAGCUAGUACAACACUAGAAAAAUUGAGUCUUGCAUCAUUUUCAUCACAAUUCAAUGGCUAAUAGCAAAAGUAUAGUUUUAUCAUCUCAUCAAUCUUUAUCUUCUGCUACUGAUAUUGAGUGCUCCAUAUAUGAUCCUUUUUACAUAAACCCUUCUGAUAGUCUGAACAGUCUUGUUGUGUCCACACAACUCACUGGUGACAACUACAAGGAGUGGAGUGAUGCAAUGAUGAUGGCACUUGCUGUGAAAAACAAGGUGGGAUUUAUAGAUGGAACCAUCAAGCAGCCUAGUGCAGAGGAUGAUCCUGUCGCGUUUUCAUCCUGGAGUCGAGCAGAUCAGAUGGUCUUGUCAUGGUUAGUUAAUUCACUUCAUGAAGAUUUUGUUCUUAGGAAUGUUAAUGCUAAUUCCUCUGCUGAGCUAUGGAAAGAUCUUUUGUAUCGUUUUUCGCCUGAUGAAGGGCUGAGAAUAUUCAACCUGCAGAAGGCCCUUGCAGGUCUUAAGCAAGGCAAUGAUACUGUCACAGUUUAUUAUGAGAAGUUGAAGGAUAUAUGGUAUUAUUCAAGCCUAUAUCUCUUUUUCUCUUCUUGUAGCUGUGAAUCCACUGAAAAUUAUUUCCGCGUACAAAAUUUGAUGCAGUUUCUUGUUGGUCUAAAUGAGACUUAUGAUAAAUUAAGGAGAAAUAUACUUUCUAUGGAACCUCUUCCAUCGGCUGAUGAUGCUUAUAUUCUUGUUUUGAAGGAAGAAAGCCAAAGAGGCCUUUCUGUUCUGUCUAUUGCAUCUGAACAUAGAAACAGUUAUUCUUCAUUGAUCAAGAACUCCCAAAGUUAUUUGUCAGCUCAUAACCUUAUAUCACCUGAUAAGUCUGACCUUCACCUCCACUGUGGUUAUUGCAAAUUAAAUAGUCACACCAUCGACAAAUGUUACAGACUGCACGGAUAUCCUCAGUCCUUGAAGGACCUGUUUACACCUAAUAAGAGAGCAAUGGAGCUUCAACAUAUAAGUCAUGAGCAUCCCUUGACCUUCUCUAAAACGAGCAACGAAGAACUUUUUUGUUCUGGCUGCAGAUUAGCAUUGUCUGGAGGUCCAACAUAUAGCUGUGUCGAAUGCAAUUAUAUCCUUCAUUACUUAUGUGCAAAAGUGCCUCGCAAAAUGCAUGAUGUAGCCCAUAGGAAACACCCCUUAACACUCCUACUUGACACCCCUAAUCACAGUGGCAGGUUUCUUUGUUGUGCUUGUGGUGCUUCUGGUAAGGGAUUUCAUUAUAAUUGUGCUACUUGCCAGUUUUCUCUUGAUGUGCAUUGUGCUUUGAUACCAGAGUCUCUCAAGCACCAGUCUCACUCACACCCUCUCAGCCUCAAAGCUUCGACAUCAUCUAGCCAUUGUGCAGCCUGUGGUGAGCCAAACGAACGGGUCUCGUUUGGUUGUUUGGAUAGCAAAAAGAAGCACAAUUAUGAGCUCCAUGUCUACUGUGUGACUUUGCCUAUCAGCAUCCAACAUAUAGGCCAUGAUCACACACUCAGUUUACGCACUUCUUGUGAGCCAAUUGAGGAGGGGAAAAGUCUUUCAUGUGCAAUAUGCAUGAAAAACAUUAACCAAAAGUUAUGGUAUUAUGGUUGUAAUGUUUGCUACGAAGUCGUUGCUCAUACUAAAUGUGCAGCCUCUAAGGUUCUGUAUGGUACCAAGAAUGGAAUGGUAAGGAAGCAGAUUCUCAACCGCGUCGAGCUGAUGAAGCAAAACAUAUUGGCUGGUAGGAUCGAAGAAUGUGGUCAAUGGUGUCCCCAAAAGUGAUUUUUUUUUUGGAUGAAAUUUGUAUGAAUCUCAUUUGUUACCUUUGUUAUCUGCUUUUAGUAUUAUUGUCUUCUCAGUCAAUGGGGAUUUCUGGACAUCCCUUGUGUUUCUUUGAGUAAUAUAAGAGGCCGUUUGGAAA